UGGUAAUUUCAGUGAUUGGGGUCCCUAUGACACACUUUUUCCAUAUAGCCCAAGUUCAUCUUCCUUUCUAUCAGAUAGCGUGGUUUUCAUGCACUGUGAAAAGCCAGUGAAAUCACCGGGGUAUUUGAACAUUACUGCUUGUUUUGAAACUGAUGGGGUAUAUUCUUCCAACAAUUCGUCGUCCAAUUCCAAGAAGUAUAGAUAUUUUUUUUUCGAUAGCCCGUCAUAUGGGGAUGUGAAGGAAUCAUACCAAGUAGAGCAAAUGUCUCUAUCGCCACGGCCAGGUCGAUACGAUCGGUACACAAGAAAUAUCUCCUGUACAGAUUUGGAAGAACUAUUGGCAUUUGGGUUUAUAUUUUCAUGGUACCGAGUUUAUUGCGGCAGCUGUCGAAGCUGGGGUGACACAUGCUACGUCGAUGAGGGGAAAAAAUUUCACUGUCGUCCUCGAAAUGGAUUUAUUGAUUUCCUAUAUAAAAUGUACUACAAAGCAACGGACAAACUAGAAGAUACGAUCAUUAGAUCUAUAUUAACUGAUCGUACAAUGCAACACCUCUUAUAUUACAAAGAUCCUCCGACCGAACUUCUGAUGUUGAUGAUCAUCAACUAUGGACAAUUCCUAGCUGCAAAAUGUAUAUUUGGAACUCCAUUUGUGAUUGCCUUCUUGAUAUAUAAAUGGCGAAGGAGACAUUUAUCGAUGUAUGAUGGUGUCGAAGAAUUUUUGACAAGCCACAACAACCUUAUGCCAAUAAGGUACUCUUACUCAGAAAUUAGAAAAAUGACCAAAAGUUUCAAGGAUAAACUUGGAGAAGGUGGCUAUGGCACUGUCUUUAAAGGAACACUUCGAAGUGGCCGACUCGUAGCUAUAAAGAUGUUAGGUAAAUCCAAAGCUAAUGGGCAAGAUUUCAUCAGUGAAGUUGCAACUAUUGGAAGGAUUCACCAUGUUAAUAUAGUGCAACUUAUUGGUUUUUGCGUUGAAGGAUCAAAGCACGCUCUUGUAUAUGAGUUCAUGUCUAAUGGGUCUCUAAAUAAACACAUUUUCUUACAACAAGGAAGUAUCCUUUUAAGCUAUGAGAAAAUAUUUGACAUUGCUCUCGGAGUUGCUCGUGGGAUUGAAUAUUUACAUCAAGGUUGUGACAUGCAAAUUUUGCAUUUUGAUAUCAAGCCCCACAAUAUUCUUCUUGAUGAAAGUUUUAGUCCAAAGGUUUCUGACUUUGGAUUGGCAAAAUUGUAUUCACUAGAGGAAAAUAAUCUUUCUCUAACUGCUGCAAGAGGGACGUUAGGAUACAUGGCUCCUGAGUUGUUCUAUAAAAGCAUUGGGAAUAUCUCAUACAAAGCUGACAUUUAUAGUUUUGGAAUGCUAUUAAUGGAAAUGGGUGGUAGAAGAAGGAAUUGGAAUUCCUUAACAGACAAUUCCAGCCACGUUUACUUCCCAACAUGGGUUUUUGACCAAUUGCACAAUGGAGAGCCCAUAGAAUUGGAAGAUACCACAGAGAAAGAAAAUGAAUUAGCUAAAAAGAUGCUCAUGGUCGCAUUAUGGUGCAUACAAAUGAAGCCCAAUGAUCGCCCUUCAAUGAGUAGAGUUAUAGAAAUGCUUGAAGGGGAAGUUGACUGCUUGCAAUUGCCUCCGAGACCUUUUUUAACAUCAAUGGAGAGAUCAACAGACGAUAUCUUGGAUAUUUCAACUCAAAGUUUAUCUUCAAUUAAAUGGGGUGAAUCAAGCCAAUCUACAUGUAAUCAUUUUAUAGAGAUUAAAUGAUAUGUUUAUCUCUAAAUUCAAACUCGAAAACCAGCAUCCCUACCCAAAGAGUACACCAAGUCUUCUCAAUAUUUGAUAGCACAAAGAUGUUUUGUACUUGUAUGUAACAAGUGUUCUUUUAGAUAGUGAUAGCUGUUCUCAUUCA
Molecule: messenger RNA, 1901 nt
Organism: Juglans microcarpa x Juglans regia
Lineage: Eukaryota; Viridiplantae; Streptophyta; Magnoliopsida; Fagales; Juglandaceae
Product: rust resistance kinase Lr10-like
Exons: 6
Coding region: 89-1756 (555 amino acids)
Biological process (GO): protein phosphorylation
Molecular function (GO): ATP binding; protein kinase activity
Source: RefSeq, a predicted model, not a curated record